Molecule: messenger RNA, 1953 nt
Organism: Naegleria gruberi
Lineage: Eukaryota; Heterolobosea; Eutetramitea; Acrasida; Naegleriidae
Exons: 2
Coding region: 1-1914 (637 amino acids)
Source: RefSeq, a predicted model, not a curated record
AUGAACGAGGGUCCCUCUUCUUGGAUAUCAACAGGGUUAAUAUCCAUUCUCAGUGUUCUACAAACAACCACAAAUUCCACAUCUACAAAUACUACAAGUGUCUGUGAUCCCAGUCUCUUGAAGAAUGGAACAGAAAAGGAAGAAUAUGGCCUCUGUCCAGAGACUGUUAGCAGUCAAGCUGUCAGUGGUAUUCUUCUGGGCACUUAUCUAAUAUUUGUGGUUUUCACAAUUGCUUCAGUUAUCAAAACUAGGAAAGUUCCUCUUGUAAAAUAUAGAGAAGUUGCUGUCAUGAUUGGUGCAUUGCUUUUGACAGGUCUAUUUGCUUUUAUUUUCAUCUUACGUUUGACUGUUGGUCGUAAAAUAUUCCCUUGUUUCAUCUACAUGUUGACCUAUUUCUUUGCUGCUCCGGUUGUCUUCUUCCCAACACUUUUGAGAUUGUGGAGAUUGAUUUGGAUGUCUCGUUUGAAUAAGACUCGUGUUGAAUUGUUUCGUCUCGAAGAGAGUCUCAUUAAGAAGGGAGGAGAACCGAGAAGAAAGAGAGAAACCGUACAAGUACAACCAUCUACAUCUUCUGGAAACGUUUCAGAUGUUGAGGAUAGUCCAGGAACUGGUUCUGGAAUAGUCCUCUUCAAUACUACAACAGUGACGGAUACAGACUCUUACGAUGAGGAUUCAGAUGACACUGAUUCAGAUGCUGGUUCUGUCACUAUGGAAAUGGAUGAUUCACUUUCCACUUCAUCUGGAGGAGUCACUACUGAUGAAAAACUAAACUCUCUCGAUCCAAACCAAGGUAUCAGAAGACAAAUGUCAAAAGCAAGUGGUCUUCACAAAAGUGUAUUGGCAAAUGCCAUUUCAACUGUAACUCAAGAAGAAUUAGCAAAAUACAUUGCAUUGGAAACUAGAAUUGUUAGAAUUCAACACGUUUUAAAGUGGUGGUUCUAUUUAGCAGUCACAAUUGUCUUUAGUUUUUUGCAUUUGCUCAUUUGGUUGAUUUGUGGUUUAGUAGAAACCUUCUAUCUCUCUUCUUAUCCUGAUUCCACUAAAUUCACUGUAACUGCAGACUUUUUCGUAUUCAAUCAUGGUUGUGGUGCAGGAACAGGUACUUUGAUCACUGUUGCUGUUCAAGGUUUGUCAUACUUGGUAGCUAUUCUAGUCCUUUUGAUUUUCACUCUUCGUGAAGACAAUGACACUUGGCGUAUUAGAGUUGAGACCUUUACAGUUUUGAUAUUAUGGGUUCUCUGGAUUGUUGCCUAUAUUAUAGCUGGGCUUAUACCAGUGGUUGGCUCAUUAACGGAUGCAUAUUUUGCUUACGGGCUCAUCUUGUUCUUCGCUGUUGUGACUGAUAAUAUUGUGACUGGUUUCAUUCCAGCUGUCAGAGCUAUUGCAGAGCUAAUCUCUGUCUACUCCAAACAAAAGGGAUCAGUAAAGAGGAAUAAGGACGUAGAAGAAGAGGAAGGAGUAACUACUGUGGAAAAGGGAGCACUAAUCAAGAUGCUCAGGGACAAGAAAAUGUUUGAUAUCUUGUUGGCAUUUGCCAAACAAUCAUACUGUCCAGAAAGUGUUUUAGCUUGGAAGGAAAUUCAAUUGUACAAGAGAAAGUCAAAUGUCAAGGCAAGAAGAAAAUUGGCAAAGAAUAUUCAAAACAAAUAUUUAAAGUCUGAUGCUCCUAUGGAAUUAAACUUACCUUCUAAAUUCAAUAAGGAAGAAAUUGGAAAGACUAUUGAUGAUGUCACUAAACCUCUAUCUAAGGACUUUUUUAAUGCACUGGCAAAGCAUUGCGAACAAGACAUGAUGGAUAUUUGGGACAGAUUGAGAAAGAAGGAUAAGAGAGUUCAAGAAUUUGUUACUAAUUAUCAAAAAGAAUGUGAAGCUAAGAAGAAUAAUGCUGCCAAGACAGCACAACCAAAUGUUUAACUCGUGUACAUAUUUUAUUCAACAUUAAAAGAAAAUUUG